Molecule: messenger RNA, 1530 nt
Organism: Scheffersomyces coipomensis
Lineage: Eukaryota; Fungi; Ascomycota; Pichiomycetes; Serinales; Debaryomycetaceae
Product: Imp2'p
Exons: 2
Coding region: 1-1530 (509 amino acids)
Source: RefSeq, a predicted model, not a curated record
AUGCUCAAACCAAAUCAAAAUACUAGUAGAAGCAAUUCAAGUUUACUUUUGGAAUCAGAGAGAUUAUUGAUCAUCCAGAAAUCAAUGUCAAACAGAGGUAGAUCUUUAUCACCUACCGCAGGUAAUAAUAAUGCCAGUCGUUCAUCGUCUGUUUCAAAUGAAGAUUAUAAUAAGGACUUGAAAUGGUCAAUCACCAAUCAUGAUCCUCUGGAACGUCUCGUCAAACAUUCAGAUGUAGUCUCAUCAUCCAACGACACUAAUAAUACGACCACCAAGAAUACUGCCAAUGACUUGAAUGAUUGGGAAAAUGAAAUCAGUGAUGAAGAACAUAUCAGUGACGAUGAUGCUAAUGAAAAAUUUCAAUAUGAUGAUACCGGUAACAUUUUACCAAAUUAUGCAUGUCAAGAUGAAAAAAUUAAUGAAAUUAGUUCUAUAUUAGAAAAUUCAAAUUUAAAUGAUCAAUUAACUAUAAAGAAAUUAGAAGAAUUAACGGCUAGUGAAAGAGCAUUUGCAAAUACAAAAAAUAUUGGUGGAACUAUUGAUCGAGAAAUUUUAAAUAAAUUAGCUAGUGAUAAACAGAAAUUAACUGGUUUAGAAACUCUUGAUUUAAAUAAAUCAGAUCAAGAUGCUUUAGCAAGAAGACAAAAAUUAGAAAAUUAUCAAAGAUAUAGAAGAAAAAUCAUUGAUCAAGAAAAUGGUGCCACAAGUCCACCUCCAUCAUCUGGUCCAACCACUACAUCAACCACAUCUGCAUCAGCCACUACCACAACAAAUACAACACCAGCACCAGUCAUUGUCACUACCGAUACAACCACAGGUGAAACCAGUACCGCCACCCUCACUACAAACGUCGAUGAUGAUGAUUUCUUAAUUCCAUACACUUCCGCAGUUGAAGAUAAAUUAGAUAGUGAAUUUGCAUCUCAAUUAAAUGAAACCAUUGUAGAAGGUGAAAUUGAUAGUAAUAAAACUCAUUCAAGAGUGAUUCAAACCAUCGUUAGAGGUAAUUUCUUUCAAUUAAUCAAUCCAAAAGUCAAACCUAAAAUGUUCUUAGUAUGUAUGGAUUUCUCCCCUGAAUCAAUCUUUGCCUUAGAAUGGUGUCUUGGUACAGUUUUAGUGGAUGGAUCAGUCUUAUUCAUUGUCUACGUCAUUGAAGAAAAUGAUAAUAAUCAUAAUUUAAAAGGAAACACUCAAAAUGAAAAUACUCGAGAACAAUAUCGAUUAAAUAUGUUGAAUAAAGCUAAACAACAAGUAUUAAAUUUAUUAAAAUUAACCAAAUUACAAAUCCACAUUGUCAUUGAAAUCAUCCAUCAUCCAAUCCCUAGACAUUUAAUCCUUGAAUUCAUUGAUAAUUUACAACCUACCUUAGUAGUAGUUGGAUCAAAAGGUCAAAGUGCUAUCAAGGGAGUAUUAUUAGUGCCUGUUAUGGUGGUUAGAGAAAAAUUAAAGAAAAUUAAUAGAUUUAAAUCUGGUUCUUCAGUAUUUUCUAAUAAUAUUAAACCAUUAACUUUAUCAGAAGCUAGAAUUGAUUAA